AUGGAAAACACGCAUAAUUAUUGGCCUGGUGGAAUUCCAGCCCAUGUCAGGUUUAACGAAGAGCCAAUAUAUGACUCUCUCAAAGAGCACAUCAAGGCUUGGCAGCUCUUUCUCGAGGAAAAUGCCGGACAAUGCAUGCCCCAGAGCCAAGAUGACCAAUUCGCAGUGACGCAACGACGGAGACUCGUCGAGCAAUGGGCGCAGAUGCGCCAGGAGGACCGCGACGCCUACCACCGGCGGGCGCCGAUCCGGAACGGCGCGUCAUGGUGUCCGCCACAGCUCCGCGACAAGGGCCGCAAGAUGGGCAAGUCGGUCGCCUUUACCCAGCUGAUAGCCCCGUGGCCGCUGGACGCGCGGGGCCGGGCGCUCUGGACAAAGGUGCGCAUCAUGCUGUACGCUCUCGACGGCGAGAACGGCAGCCAGUUUGACGAGCAGAACAGCACCGUCGGCAUCGUCGUGCCCCACCCGGCCGUUGCCGCCGCCGCUGUGACGCCGGCAGACUUUUUGCAAUGGUGCUACAUUGAAGACGCCGAUUUUGAUAGCAUAGCCAUGACGGUCGCGGGCAGGGUCAUUUGUCACCGGUGGGACAACUUGAUGCUGUUCGCGGACCGGGAGGCGCUCGAGACGGGCUUCCUGCUCCUGUGCGAAUUGGACAACAAUGGUCAGGUGCGCGACCAGGCGCGCGUGUGGCCGCCGGCCUUUAAGAAUGAGUACAUCCGCAUGACGGUGCUGUGCAAGCCGCUCGAUGAGAUUCGUACCGAUGACAGAAUCCCUGGGCCCGGCUGGGUUGGCCCUAUUGAUAUGGAGGAGCCGAUGCUCGAUCUGCUCGAAUCCAAACGUGAAAGAUACUUCCCUCAGGGCUGUGAUAUUGAUCUUUGGAUGGAGGCCAUUGAGAGGUGUGCGCCGGGUUAUCUUGACAUGGAGGAGGAAGGCAAUGGUAUGGCCCCCGACUAUGAUCACGCCCUCUUCAGGUCGCACGCGGAGCUAGAAGAUAUGCCAUGGGAAGACGAGCAAUGA
Molecule: messenger RNA, 1017 nt
Organism: Pestalotiopsis fici W106-1
Lineage: Eukaryota; Fungi; Ascomycota; Sordariomycetes; Amphisphaeriales; Sporocadaceae
Exons: 3
Coding region: 1-1017 (338 amino acids)
Source: RefSeq, a predicted model, not a curated record